Molecule: messenger RNA, 732 nt
Organism: Perkinsus marinus ATCC 50983
Lineage: Eukaryota; Perkinsozoa; Perkinsida; Perkinsidae
Exons: 1
Coding region: 1-732 (243 amino acids)
Source: RefSeq, a predicted model, not a curated record
AUGGCUAUCCCAAGUGUUGUUGAGUCAACCAAUGCGGGUGUUACUACUAACAUGGUGGAGAACCCGCUGGCUGAGCUCCUUGAAGUCCUCGGUAUUGCUGAACCCUCACUACUACUAUGGUUAUCUGCCGCAGAGUUAGAGACUGCUAUGGAAGGCCAACCUCUUAGUAAGAAGGUCUAUCUACGACGUACCCUCUCCACCUAUAUAGACGCCGAAGGCCCUAACUCUCAAGCUGCAAGUCUCUCUCGAAGGCCAGCAAACACAGUACAUCCACAGCAGGUUACAUCUUCUGCUCCCACUGUGCAGGUCUGCCCUCAAGGAGUGCCCCAGACCUCUCUCAUGCAAGGUCAACAACACCCUUGUAACAACGACAUCACCAACGUGGCGUACUGGUGCGAUCUAUCUUACAACUAUGACAAGGAGAAGGCGCUUGAUACAACAAAGGCCAUCAAUGCUGUUUCCCAUAUCAAGUGCCCCGACAAGGAACAAUACAAGGGGAACUCUGAUAACAGGAGUAUCAACUACUUCUUGAGUCUUGUCCGCUGUGAAGCGAAGCAAACAGCGCUGGGCCCUCGAUUAUCGUACAUCUAUCUAUCCAGCUGUCUUAGCCAGUCGGUCAAGAGGAACUUACAGAUCCACUUGGAAACUACCCAGAGAAAGAAAUGUGCCAUUGUAGCCAUUAAACCCUUCAUACUUCGGGUUGGUAAAUACCUCGGAAGAAAGCAGCACUAG